CGCAAACCCCGUACCGAAACAUCCCACAGAGUCAUCUCUACGCGACUGCGGGUACGACCUCCUUUAGAAAAUGUUCGAAACACGGGCAGAACCACUAUCACCAUCGUCUUCAUCCGAUUACGAACAAUAUUCGACCAAUAAAUUGACAGAUUUAACUAACUCCAACGAAAAAUUCUUGACGUCUUCACAUAAUCAUCACCAAAGUGCUUUUAACCCUUACUCCAACCAAGUUUCCGAGUCGCAGUACGCCCAAAACAUCAAGUUUUACGAAGAAUACAACAAACCUUAUCAGGCAGAGUUACGGAUUCAAGAACAAGCAGUAUAUUCAGACUCAAGAUACAUACAAUACCCUGAACAUUAUAUCAAAUCCGAACCCGACGACGAAGAUCAGCAUCAUCAAGUCCUGAAAACCAGGUCCUUCACAGGAAGGAAACGUAAAAUUCCGGACUCAGAAGACGAGAACUCCUUCAAACAAAAAGUUCGUCGAAAAUCGCCUCAAAGUUACGAAGACGUACAGAACCAGAGGAUCAUGGCGAACGUUCGCGAACGACAGCGAACACAAAGCUUAAACGAAGCUUUCGCAAGUUUGAGGAAGAGUAUUCCGACUUUGCCAUCGGAUAAAUUGUCGAAAAUUCAGACGCUGAAGCUGGCAGCGAGGUAUAUAGACUUCUUGUAUCACGUGUUGUCGACGUCUUCUCCUGAGAACCCGGGUGACAGUGAUGUGUUGGGGAAUGUUUGCUCGUAUACUGCUCACGAGAAGUUAUCGAGGGCGUUCAGUAUGUGGAGGAUGGAAGGACAUUGGAAUGCGCAGAUAUGACCAAGGGCGCCAACCACCCCAGAGAAAGCUAUGUGAUUAUUGAUUCAGAUAUGAUGAUGAAACUUCCAGAGUGCCAAUAGAAGAAGAAGAAACCAGCAAUGACUCGAGACACACACUUUAAAAGAAAAUAAUAUUCUUUCCUUGAAGAAAAAUAUUAAAGCAUUUAGUAUGAUGAUAACUACUAACUUUAAAUUUGGGAUUUGGGUAGAAUAUUGUAAAAAUUGGAUAAAAUUACUAAAUUUAUUCGUAGUAACAAUACAUAAGUCACAAAAAAUAUUGUAUUACAUUUUGUAAACUAUUCUGAAAACUUUAUAGCGAAGAUUUACUACAAGAAUUUAAUUCUUUUAUAUCUCAUUUCUUUACAUGAAAUGUUCUACCCUGUAUACGGUUAGUUUACUUAGUAGGAGGUAGUUUUUUACAUCCUUUCCAGUUGUGAUCUAUAUAGACGUAUAAACUAAAGUCGCCCAAGAAAAAAAAAUGGUGACGUUUUGUUGAGUUAUGUCGAAACCAAUGUGAAAAAAGGUCUUAAACAUGAUACUUUGAGAACGAUUUGAUGCAGCUGCUGUAAAAUUCUUUUUUAAUUUUUAUACUAUGUUAAUGACGAUUUUUUCUGUCUCUACAUCUCCCAUCUUCAGCUUUUCCAAGGCAUCUAGUAUUUCAUUUUUUUUAUAUUCCAAUAAUUAAAUACCAAAUGUUUUAGAUUAUGUAUUGUAUAGUUCGUAAGAUAUCGGUCUAUAUCUAUUAAUAGCAUUUGCCAUCCUUUGUUUAGCUUCAUUGAGAAUCUCGAAAUUAUCGAAAUAAAUUAGUGGUUUCAAUUAGUAUAUAGGUUUGUUCCUCUAAUUUCAAUGUAAGCAUUUAGAACGUCAAAAUUAGUGGUAUAGUAAUUUUCAAAUAGUAGAAAAAGGUAACAAACUUGUAACUUUUGCCACUAAUUAUACUUUAAAAUUUAUGAGUAAUAUCAUUUUAGCUUCAUUCAGAACCUCGCAAUUAGUGGAAUAAAUUAGUGGUUUGAAUUACACUUUAUACUUUUUAGUUUGCGGUCAUUCACAAUGUUAAAAAACAUAGUCAGUUGUUUCCAUAGAGAAAGCCUAAUAUUUAGUUUAUAAAACAAUCAACUUUUGAUUUCUAACCACAAUUUCUCUUGA
Sitophilus oryzae (rice weevil) is the source of this 1962-nucleotide messenger RNA. RefSeq names its product twist-related protein-like (gene Twi). Gene Ontology annotation, molecular function: RNA polymerase II transcription regulatory region sequence-specific DNA binding; DNA-binding transcription factor activity, RNA polymerase II-specific; protein dimerization activity. The record is from RefSeq and is a predicted model, not a curated record. Lineage: Eukaryota; Metazoa; Arthropoda; Insecta; Coleoptera; Curculionidae. Bases 71 to 817 code for a protein of 248 amino acids. The transcript is spliced from 2 exons. Gene Ontology annotation, biological process: developmental process; regulation of transcription by RNA polymerase II.